Trematosphaeria pertusa is the source of this 1728-nucleotide messenger RNA. RefSeq names its product acid protease. Gene Ontology annotation, molecular function: aspartic-type endopeptidase activity. The record is from RefSeq and is a predicted model, not a curated record. The coding region runs from base 127 to 1566 and encodes 479 amino acids. Gene Ontology annotation, biological process: proteolysis. NCBI's taxonomy places the organism in Eukaryota, Fungi, Ascomycota, Dothideomycetes, Pleosporales, Trematosphaeriaceae. The transcript is spliced from 2 exons.
CGCCAGACUCGACUCUAACUCGCUGAGCGUCAGGUUACCUUCUGCCCGACCCACCGCCUGGGCUCGCUGUAUAUACCAUAGGGCCGCCCGAAUAUAAUCGUCAUUCCCACCCGCCUCCCACCCAUAAUGAAGUAUUUGACGCUGGCGCUGGCCGCGCAGUUGGUGACGUCGACAACCGCGUUCAAGCUGGUUCCGCGAGAGAAUCCGAGGGUAGUAGCGCUCGAUAUCCAACGACGACACGUUGUCAACCCCAUUGCACACGACCGGUUACGACGGCGGCAGAAAACGGUCCAGCAGACGCUUGACAACCUCGAGACGCUCUACUUCGCGAACGCAAGCUUAGGCACGCCCGAGCAGAGUCUACGGUUACACAUCGACACCGGCAGUAGCGAUCUGUGGGCCAAUGCUGCGGAUUCGUCGCUCUGCUCAUCAGGCGGCAACGAGUGCUCCGAGUCGGGGACGUAUGAUGCGAACUCCUCGUCAACGUACACGUACGUCAACAGCGUCUUCAACAUCUCAUACGUAGACGGCUCGGGCGCGUCGGGAGACUAUGCGACGGACACUUUUACAUUCGGCGGCAAGACCAUCGACGACCUGCAGUUCGGCAUUGGAUACGAAUCGACUUCGCCCGAAGGUAUUCUCGGCAUUGGAUAUACCAUCAAUGAGGUCCAGGUCAACCGCGCUGGCCUGAAGGCAUACCCAAACUUGCCGCAGAAGCUCGUCGACGACGGCGACAUCACCACCAACGCCUACUCGCUCUGGUUGAACGACUUGGAUGCGUCGACGGGAAGCAUCCUGUUUGGCGGCGUCGACACGGACAAGUACGAGGGCACACUGAGCAAACUCCCCAUCGUCCCCGAGCAGGGCAUCUACGCCGAGUUUAUCAUCGCGCUGACGGGCAUGGGCAUGAACGGCAACGCUGGCUCCCUUUUCGAUAACGAAACCAUCGCCGUGCUCCUCGACUCCGGAUCCUCGCUCAUGUACCUCCCCGACAACGUCGUACGCGCCCUGUACCAGACGUACAAUGCGCAGUACGACUCCUCGCAAGGCGCUGCCUUCGUCGACUGCGACCUCGCUAACCAGGACGGCUCGCUCGAAUUCACCUUUUCCGAGCCCACCAUCUCCGUCCCGCUCAACGAGCUCGUCAUCGUCGCCGGCUACCAGGGCGGCGAACCCGUCUGCAUCCUCGGUGUCGGCCCUGCCGGCGACUCUAUCUCUGUCCUCGGCGACACCUUCCUGCGCUCUGCGUACGUCGUGUACGACCUCGAGAACAACGAGAUUGCCCUCGCGCAGACGAACUUCAACGCUACCAGCUCCAAUAUCCAGGAGAUUCAGUCCGGAGAGGACGGCGUACCGAACGCCUCAGAAGUCGCCAACGCCGUUUCUUCGCUCGCCGUCGGCUCCGGUGGCGGCAGGAUAAACGGCCCGAGCAUCAAUCCUAGCGGUGUUGUGGGUGCGACAGGAUCCCGUGGUGCGGGAAUGCCGGCGGCUACGGCGAAUCCGUGGCACGCGGCCGGCGCGGCGGCAGCGGGCGCGGGGAUUCUGCUAGGGUUCAACGGGUUCUGAUCCCGCGUAGAGCAUUUCAUUGUGGUUUUGAAUCUUCGAUCUUUGCGCACUUGGGCUGCAUUCGGCGGCGUUCAUUGGGCUGGAUACGGAGUAAAGGUGCUGCAUUGGGUAUGGUUGGCAUUUUGGGUCUGACUGGGAUGUGCUGCAUACGAUAAGCUAGGG